Messenger RNA from Pocillopora verrucosa, 2036 nucleotides. The record is from RefSeq and is a predicted model, not a curated record. NCBI's taxonomy places the organism in Eukaryota, Metazoa, Cnidaria, Anthozoa, Scleractinia, Pocilloporidae.
UUCAGUCGACCAUAUUAUGCGUGGGCUGUCUCCGUGAUGACUUAAUACGUCGUUUUUAUUUCUCAAGCACUAUUGGUUGGGAGAAUGGCAUGAGAGUCGUUUGACAAUCUCGUGAUUUAGAGAACAAACGUUUUUAAGAUAGACGAGUUUUGCUAUCUUUCAUCAUUCAUCCCAAGCCAUGGAGUUGUUGCUGUCGGAAUAUCUGACCUUCGGGAAUAUUGUUUUCGCUGUCGUUUUGUUACUGAUUCUCAAUCAACUGAUUGAGCUUUAUCAGUUUAGAAGCAUGCCACCGGGACCUCGUUUGACAAGCUUGCCGUUAGUAGGAAAUUUGAUGAGCUUUGAUUCAGGGGAAAGUUUCAGUGAAGUAACAGCAAGCAUGAGGGAAAAAUACGGCACAGUAUAUUCUAUGAAGGUUGGAAGUUUCAAACUCGUAGUUGCCGAAGAUCCAGCAUCUGUGAAGGAAGUACUCGUCAAAAAAUCGGCUGAUUAUGCUGGAAGACCUCCGUUUCACAGCUAUAUGAUAGAAACACUUGGUGGAAAGGAUAUUGGUUUGGGAAACUAUGGUCCAGCUUGGAGAUUUCAUCGUAAGCUCUUUAUGACGGCUGUCAGGCAGUACUUGUCCGAUCAAAAAUUGGUGGAAGAUAGGAUCUCAGAGCAGGUGAUAAGGCUUAUGCAGUACUUUGAGGAUCAAAAUGGAAAUGACUUCGACCCUGGAAAGAUUUUCAUGGAGAGCGUCGCAAAUGUGAUAUGUCGAAUCACAUUCGGAAAGCACUUCGACUCGUCUCAUCCAGAUUUUGAGGAACUCUUGCAGUUGAAUAACGAGGCUUUUACCGACAUUGAAGCAAGCAAUCAAAUUUUUGUCUUAGAUUUCUUUCCGAUUGCAAAGUACCUUCCAUUUCGUGCCUACAAAUUAGUGCAGAAAAGUACGGACCGAAUCUUUGAAAUUCUCCGCCAGCAGUUAAAGAUUCAGGAAAAUGAGUUCGACCCCAACGCGGAGAUCGGAAGUCUCGUCGAAAGUCUUCUGAAAGAGAGGAUUGCUGCUGCGAAUGAGGUUGGUGCGGAGGAGAGAGCAUCCAUCCUAUCAGACGACUACAUGAUCAAUACCAUGGGAGACAUGUUUAGUGCUGGCUAUGAGACCACUAGUACGACCCUACGUUGGGCCAUUGCCUACCUUGUCCACCAUCCUGAAUGCCAGAGGGAUGUACAGAGUCAGCUGGACGACGUUGUUGGAAGAGAUCGCAUGCCAAGCCUGGAUGAUCGUCCAAAACUUCCUCUUGUUUUGGCCACAAUUAUGGAAACAUUGCGCCUCGGAAAUGUUGCUGAGGUAGCUAUUCCACAUUACACUCUGAGCGAUACUACAUUGACCGGUUAUCGCGUUCCAAAGGAUACCGUUGUGAUGAUCAACUUAAUGGCCGUUCAUCUUGAUCCAAGUCUUUGGGAGAACCCAAACUCAUUCGACCCUCGUCGCCAUAUUGACUCUGAUGGCCAACUUAUUACCAACUCUGGCAGUUUUCUGCCCUUCUCAGCUGGACGCCGGGUUUGUGCUGGCGAGGCCUUGGCAAAGGUGGAGCUGUUCCUCUUCUUGUCCUGGAUGCUGCAUAGAUUUACAUUUCUGCCAUCAGAGGAUGGCAAUCUCCCGGAUCUAAAAGGAGAAAAUGGGUUCACUCGCUUUCCAGCUGCUUACAAAAUUAGGGUUGAAAAACGCCCGUAAUAGGAUUUCAAGGAUGAACUAUUGGUAUAAUACAUGUACGCUUUUAAAUGGUUUUGGCUAGACAAACAAUUAAUGGAAAAUAAACAAUGACAUUAGAGCCUAUGAUUUUUUCCUCGAUCUUGGUAUCUACACCUUUCGUGAAAAUAAGAAUUAUUUCAUUCAAUUCGGUAAUUACAUCUCAGUAGUGGUUUAUCUUGUUAGUGGAACUUGAUAUAAUGCAUGCUUUGAAAAUCGUAGAUAAAAAUAGCCUUUAAUGAUGUUUUAAUACAGAACCUGUUUCCUUGUUUCCUUACAUGGUAAAUUUAGAAAAAGGUUUUAAUUAAAA